AUGGCCGGGCUUGUGGUCAGUGGAACUCAAGUGUCCUACAUAGGCCAGGACUGCAGAGAGAUUCCAGAGCACCUCGGCAGGGACUGUGGACACUUUGCAAAGAGGCUUGAUCUGAGCUUUAACCUUCUGAGUACUAGGCUUCCCUGGUGUGUCAAGAAGAUUCCCUGGAGAAGGAUCUGGUAUGCUUGCCUGGGAAAUCCCACAGACAGAAGAACCUGGUGGACUACAAUCCUUGGGGUCACAAAGAGUAGGACAUGA
Messenger RNA from Rangifer tarandus platyrhynchus (Svalbard reindeer), 258 nucleotides. NCBI's taxonomy places the organism in Eukaryota, Metazoa, Chordata, Mammalia, Artiodactyla, Cervidae. The record is from the annotation of a GenBank genome assembly.